Leptosia nina is the source of this 1095-nucleotide messenger RNA. The record is from the annotation of a GenBank genome assembly. NCBI's taxonomy places the organism in Eukaryota, Metazoa, Arthropoda, Insecta, Lepidoptera, Pieridae.
AUGGAAUAUCGUGAUGAAACUAACGAUCAAGUAACAAUUGACUGUGCUAAUGCUAUUAAGAAGUAUAAUGUUGGCAUAAAGUGUGCCACUAUUACUCCAGAUGAGAAGAGAGUUGAAGAAUUCAAUCUUAAAAAAAUGUGGAAGAGUCCAAAUGGCACAAUUCGUAACAUUCUUGGUGGAACUGUCUUCAGGGAAGCUAUUAUUUGCAAAAAUAUUCCACGUCUUGUGACUGGCUGGGAAAAACCAAUAAUCAUUGGACGUCAUGCCCAUGCUGAUCAAUAUAAAGCAACAGACUUUGUUGUACCUGGUGAAGGACAGCUGGAACUUAUUUUCACCCCACCCUCAGGGGAACCAAUCAAGCAGGUUGUUCAUGAAUUUAAGGGUGCAGGAGUUGCCAUAGGUAUGUUUAAUACGGAUGCAUCUAUUAUAGACUUUGCACACUCUUCCUUUAAAUAUGCGCUAGAAAGGAAAUACCCAUUGUAUUUGAGUACCAAGAACACAAUUCUCAAAAAGUAUGAUGGUCGUUUCAAAGACAUUUUCCAAGAAAUAUAUGAAAGAGAUUACAAAUCUCAAUUUGAUGCGGCAGGAAUUUGGUAUGAGCACAGAUUAAUUGAUGACAUGGUAGCCUAUGCCAUGAAAUCAGAAGGUGGAUUUGUUUGGGCUUGUAAAAAUUACGAUGGUGAUGUUCAGUCUGAUUCCGUAGCUCAGGGCUAUGGUUCACUCGGUCUUAUGACUUCGGUGCUUCUGUGUCCUGAUGGGAAGACUGUUGAGGCCGAAGCUGCUCAUGGAACAGUAACAAGGCACUACCGUUUCUAUCAACAAGGCAAGGAGACAUCGACCAAUCCUAUUGCAUCAAUUUUCGCCUGGACGAGAGGGCUUUUACAUCGUGCUAAGUUAGACAACAACGCCGAAUUGAAGAACUUCGCUGAAACUUUGGAAAGUGUUUGCAUUGACACAAUUGAGUCGGGAGUAAUGACAAAAGAUCUUGCUAUAUGUGUUAAGGGUAUGAACAAUGUUAAGAGAGAGGAUUACUAUGAAACAUUCGCGUUUAUGGACAAACUGGCUGAAAACUUAUCGAAGAGGCUCGGGAAGUGA